Molecule: messenger RNA, 285 nt
Organism: Parnassius mnemosyne (clouded apollo)
Lineage: Eukaryota; Metazoa; Arthropoda; Insecta; Lepidoptera; Papilionidae
Source: the annotation of a GenBank genome assembly
AUGGCUAACUCACAACCAAUAUUUGAUUACCGCGAUGAAUCUCAAGCGGACAAACUGGCCAGAAAAUCUAAAGAUUCACCAUUUAUGAUUAUUGGUAUCAUAGGGCUACUAGGUGUUUGCGGGUUUGGAGCCUAUAAAUUUAAAACGAGAGGUGAAAUGAGCACAAGUGUAUUUCUAAUGCAACUUCGUGUAGCUGCCCAGGGCACAGUUGUGUCAGCACUAACCUUAGGUUUAGCUUAUUCAUUAGCCAAAAAACAUUUAUUUAAUGAUGAAAAAAAAGAUUAA